AAGUGCUCCCAUUCACCAUCUCAAUGUCGGGUUCUUGAACCCUAAGUUCUCCCAUUCACCAUCUUCGGCAACUUCGUCCGGCAAGCUUCACAGUGAUCGACGUCCUUUCCGGCCAAGGUCUAGUCUCAUCUUCAUCUCUGGCGAGACCUACUCAUUUCUGAUGUGACCCGUUUGCGUUAGGGGGCUACUUUCAAACCAACAUCUGACUGUGUUCACAAUAUCCAGCCAAGUUCUACUCAUCUUGUUCAUUUCCAGCAAGACCCACACAUUUUCCAACGAGACCAUCUGCAUUGGGGGCUUUUUCUGGUGUUGUAUCGAGGGGCCUUUUGUAUAUCAAAGAGGAUUUUGAGGUUGUGCAGAGAAGUAGCUUCCUUCAGGAAUGGUGGGUUUAUCACUUGGAGAAAAACAUUUCAUACACGGUGGCAUUGCUCAAGAUCUUCGUUGUGAUGGCAGAAAGAGAUUGACAUAUCGACCAAUCUAUGUUGAAACUGGAGUCAUUCCCCAGGCAAAUGGCUCAGCAAGAGUCAGAAUGGGUGCCACAGAUGUCAUUGUCAGUGUUAAGGCUGAACUAGGAAAGCCAAGCUCAUUGCAACCUGACAAAGGAAAAGUCUCUAUAAAUAUUGAUUGCAGUUCAACUGCUGAGCCAGCUUUUGAGGGUAGAGGGGGUGAAGAAUUGUCAGCAGAUCUGUCAUUUUCUCUUCAACGCUGUCUCUUGGGUGGUAAAAGUGGAGCAGGUGCUGGAAUUGACCUCUCCUCGCUGCUUGUCAUUGAAGGAAAACUUUGUUGGGAUCUUUACAUUGAUGGGCUUGUUGUUAGUUCAGAUGGAAAUUUGUUGGAUGCUCUAGGUGCUGCCAUCAAGGCUGCCUUGAGCAAUACGGGUAUCCCAAGAGUCCAAGUUGCUACUGGUGCAUCCAGUGAUGAGCAACCAGAAGUUGAUGUAAGUGACGAGGAGUUUCUACAGUUUGACACAUCUGGCAUCCCCGUAAUAGUUACACUGACUAAGAUUGGGAAGCACUAUAUUGUGGAUGCCACAUCCGAAGAGGAAUCACAAAUGAGCUCUGCUGUUUCUAUCUCUGUUAAUAGGCAAGGCCACAUCUGUGGUAUAGCCAAACGAGGAGGUGCGGGACUGGAUCCAAGCAUCAUUCUUGAUAUGAUAUCUGUGGCCAAGCAUGUAAGUGAGCAGUUAAUAAACAGAUUGGAUUCAGAAAUAGCUUCUGCCGAAGCUGAAGAAGAGUCAUGACAGGUGAUAAUCAGGACGUACCUUAAACUUAAAUUGUGUGGUUGACUUGGACAAAAUUUUGUAUCAUGGUAACUCUCACUUGAUAGGGAUUAAAGCUGUUAGAAUGCUUCAGAAAUUGUUAUGUCUUCUGAGCAAUGUAGCCCUGAAUUUAGGUUUGAGAUGGUUGUUUUGAUGCCAUGCUAGGUGUUAAGUUGUAGCUACAGUGACAUUGCUGACUGAUGUGGUUUGCAAUGUGAGGAAUAGGAUAAGGUUUGCUAUCACAGGCUAAAUGCAUUCUCCAUAGUCACCGACUUAAGUGUCAAUCAGUAGCUGAUUUGGACCAAAGAUUUAAAUCAUUUAUGCCAUGUACUUUGUC
Molecule: messenger RNA, 1595 nt
Organism: Abrus precatorius (Indian licorice)
Lineage: Eukaryota; Viridiplantae; Streptophyta; Magnoliopsida; Fabales; Fabaceae
Product: exosome complex component RRP42-like
Exons: 9
Coding region: 380-1240 (286 amino acids)
Biological process (GO): nuclear mRNA surveillance; U1 snRNA 3'-end processing; nuclear polyadenylation-dependent rRNA catabolic process
Cellular component (GO): nuclear exosome (RNase complex); cytoplasmic exosome (RNase complex)
Source: RefSeq, a predicted model, not a curated record